CAGUCGUUCCUGAUUUAAAGGUCUGUUGGUGAAUUCGGCUCCGGUACAUACUAUGUUACCGCCAUCUCUAUUCGUAGUGGGUAUUAAAAUUGUAUGUGUACCCAGUUAACUCUCAAAAUAUAUCAAUGUUUAGGGCUGGAGUCUGGACACUGGACAGUGAUUGACGUUUGACAGUGAUUCAGAGAAUGACCUAUUUUACUAUGUAUGUGGACUGUGGAGUCAGAGAUACAGACCACGGCGUACUCUUAGAUAAAAACUCGAGGUUAAAUGUUGAGUCAUGAGUGGAUAGUGGAUACUGAAUUGUGCCAGGUGCUGUGAGCUGUGAGGAAAUCAAAGUAUCUGAUUAUUAUUUUUAAUGAUAAUUGAUAAUAAUGUCUCGGUAUAUUCAAAGCUAUAUGUUGUUAUUUCUUUUUAUGUAUAUUGUUGAAAUAAAGUCUGGUAAACUUUUAUCAUUAGACAAUGUUUAUCAAAAAAGUAUUGCCGCCUAUACCAAAGAAAGAUGGUCUAAAUGUAUAGAAUAUUUUGAGGAAUCAUUACAUCUUUAUAAACUCCAUAAAACCACACUAAUUAACUGCAGAUUAAAAUGUAAAAAUAUACCUAAUGUAAUUGUAAAGGAGAAUAUAGAAGACUUGAAAAUAUAUGAAAAAAUUUUUAAAACUAGUCAGUGUUUGCAACAGUGUACAGAUGAAGGUUUUGACAAAAUUAAUAUGUACAGUAAUACAUCUGAUGAUAUUUUGUCUGAUAUGCAGCAAAGAAAGCCGUAUGAAUAUUUGCACAUUUGUUACUUCCAAAUGAAUGCAUUACCAAAAGCUGCGUCUGCAGCUUACACAUUUCUUGUAGCAAACCCUUUUAAUGAUGCAAUGAAGAAGAACCUGGAUUACUACAUUGAUCUGCCUGAAGUUGAUAUUAAUGAAGUAGAUGAUCUUGAAAGUGAAGACUAUCAGAUGCUGUACAGACUUGGUUUAAAAUCAUAUAAUGCCAAGCAAUGGGGAGAGACAAUAGCUAAUAUGGAAGAAUCUUUAACUAAUUAUUUAUCAUGGGAAAAUGGUUGUCGUGCUGAAUGUGAAUGGCAACCAGAACAAGAAUGGUCUGUUGAAGUAUCAAUAUUAGUAUCUAAUUCCCUAACAUCUCUGUUAAUUUGUCAGCAAAAUUGUCAAAAUCAGUUAAAACCUUUGUUUAAUUCAGGCACUGAAUUUAUUGCAGAUCUCCUUAAUUACUUACAGAUUUGUUAUUAUUACCUGGAACGGUUUGAUGAUGUGGGUAAAGCUGUAGAAAGUUAUUUACUGUUAUUACCAAGGGAUAAAAAUAUGCUAGAAAAUAAAGAAAUGUAUGAAAGUUUCAUCAACAAAAGUAGCUUUGUGGAAAGAUCUGACAUUGUUUAUUACUUUAAAAGAGAUCAGUAUGAAAAGGAGUUACUACAACUUUUUCAUGACCAAAAUGGUAGUAAUUUUGAAAUUAAUUUGGUAUAACAUUAUAAUUGAGUAACAUUACUUUCAAGCCAAUAUAAUUUUGCAUUUAGGCUGUAUUUAGUUAUAGCCUAUAGUUGUAAAAAAGAAUUAUUUUUAUAUAUUGGCUAUAUACAUAAUGAAGCUUUAGAUUUAUAAUAGUAUAUUCAAUCAUAAAUUCUAUUGUGCUAAACCCUAGGUUUAAUUAUCUUAGACUAAAAUAAUUUGUUUGUGAGACAAACUUAUAAUAACAAGCUAGAUAAGAGUUCCAAAUAAAGUGCCAUAUAGAUAAGAUAAUGAAUACUAUAAUAUUACAUAUUUUGUAUUUACAUAAUUAUACUUUAUGUGAGCAGUGAGCGUGAUGACCUUAUUAAAU
Molecule: messenger RNA, 1821 nt
Organism: Leptidea sinapis
Lineage: Eukaryota; Metazoa; Arthropoda; Insecta; Lepidoptera; Pieridae
Product: cartilage-associated protein-like
Exons: 1
Coding region: 372-1469 (365 amino acids)
Biological process (GO): collagen fibril organization
Cellular component (GO): endoplasmic reticulum
Molecular function (GO): collagen binding; protein binding
Source: RefSeq, a predicted model, not a curated record